Molecule: messenger RNA, 846 nt
Organism: Zasmidium cellare ATCC 36951
Lineage: Eukaryota; Fungi; Ascomycota; Dothideomycetes; Mycosphaerellales; Mycosphaerellaceae
Exons: 3
Coding region: 1-846 (281 amino acids)
Source: RefSeq, a predicted model, not a curated record
AUGGCGGUCGCAAACGGCGAGUUUCGACGACUGGGAAAAAAAGAACUCGGCCCCUAUGCCCUCGAAGAGCAGAUGCCCGGUGACAUAGCCAAGCUCCUACAAGACGAAGACAGCUCCAACAGCGUCGCCGGCGUCGUGCCAAAUCUCGCACAGCUCCUGGAGCAUGACAGCGACGUCGAAAAAGCAUAUCUCUGCACAGAUAAUGCGGUCCAACUCUCGAAGCUGCCGAACGAGGGUGCCCACUUUUGUGGAUAUCGCAACAUGCAGAUGCUGUGGUCUGUGUUGGCUUCGAUGAAUGCGAGACUUGGUUCGGCGAAACCUACCGUGCUGAAGUUGCAGGCGUUGAUUGAGGACGCUUGGGAUGUUGGGAUCAAUGACCAUGGCAGGAUCUUGACUGGCGGGAUUAAAGGGACGAGGAAACAUGUCGGAACUUCUGAGGCAGAAGCACUCUUCUUGAGCCUUGACAUUCCAUGCAGAGGUCAAGUCUUCUCUGGAAAAGAUGCAUCUACGCAACUUCUCGAUUCCGUCGAAGCGUACUUCUCAGACUCAACAUCGUCUUCUCAGCGAGUCAAUCGAACGAAUCGCAUGCCAAUCUUCUUGCAACGCCCGCAACACUCAAUAACAAUCGUUGGAAUUCAGAAGAUGCGAUCAGGUAAACGUCGGCUACUUAUUUUCGAUCCAGCCUGGAGUCCGCCGUCAAAGGUAAGGAGUCCUUUGAGUGAAUCUGACUGCAGAGGUUGGAAAGGCCAGUUAUUGCUGCGAAGGUAUCGUAAGAGCCAAAGGUAUUUUGGCCGCUUUAAAGAAUUCGAAACAUUGGAGAUCGAGCAGCGUGGACCAGACUCGUAA